Messenger RNA from Rotaria socialis, 1593 nucleotides. NCBI's taxonomy places the organism in Eukaryota, Metazoa, Rotifera, Eurotatoria, Philodinida, Philodinidae. The record is from the annotation of a GenBank genome assembly.
AUGAAUACAUUGAAUAAUAAUGAUUUCAAUAUACUUGAUUUACCUGAUGAAAUUUUGCUCGCCAUUUUAAAUAAACUCAAUACCACUGAUGUAUUUCAUUCACUUGUUGAUGUUAAUCAACAAUUUGAUCGAUUAACACUUGAUUAUCUUUAUGUUCGUAAUAUUGAUAUGACUGAUACAAUGACCAUUAAUUCACUGUAUGAUCAAACAUCUUCAAUAGAUACUAAAAUUCUUUCAAAAAUUUGUGAAAAAGUUUUACCUCGUAUUCAUCAUCAAGUAUAUAAACUGACUAUUGAACAAUAUUCAAUGCAACAUAUUAUUCUUGCUGCCAACUAUCCUCAACUUUAUUCUUUAUCACUUACUAAUUUUCAAGAAGAAAUACUUUAUCAAUCUUUAAUAGAUGAUUUAAUUCUUCGCGAUCUUCUUACCAAACAAAUAACACAUCUUAAUAUUGAUAUUAAAAAGCCAACACAACAUUGUUCGAUAACCGUUUCAAAGAUUUUUGAAUUAAUCUUGUGUUUAUGUAAAAAAUUAAUUGUUUUGAAUUUCUGUGAUAUGUUUCCCACACGAACGUACGAGACUCCUAUGUUUUAUCUAUUAUCAACAACUCAUAUGUCUUCAACUUUAAUCAAAUUAAAAAUCAAUGUUGCAAGUUUAGUUGAUUGUCUUUGUCUUCUUGAUGGUCGUCUCGAGUUUUUAUCAACAUUAAUUAUUAAUAUUGGACAGAUAUUUGAUCCAAUAUUAGAUAUAGGUUCAAGAAAAAAGCUUCCCAAGUUGAAAUAUUUAUCAUUAACUGCGCCUAGUUUCACAUGUUGUUAUGAUACUCAAAUUGUUCCAUUACUUUGUCGAAUGAUAAAUCUUGAAGAAUUGAAAUUAUAUCUAUCAGUAGCAAGAUUUGAUUCGACUUAUGUUGAUGGUAUUCAAUUAUAUGAUCAAUUUCUUAUUUGCAUGACACACCUAAAGAAAUUCACAUUUUGUAUCAACACGGAAGUCUUCAACGAUAAAGUUCGCGUUGAGUUUCCAUCGAAUGAAGAUAUUCAACGUAGUUUCAUUGGAAGAGGAUAUCAACAAGUUACUUCAUAUGUUCGUACUAAUUUAAUGAAGACUGAAGGCUACUGCUUUCUCUAUUCAGUUCCAUAUGAUUUCGAAGACUUUGUUCAACUCAACAAUUCUUAUCAAGGUGGCAAGUUUCAGGCAGUUCGGCAAUUAACGAUGCAUGAUAAAAUUCCUUUUGAACAUAAAUUAUUUAAACUAAUUUCAGAAGAUUUUCCUUUUCUUCGAUUCUUAUAUUUAUCUAAUCGUCAUCCACAACAAGACAAGCAACAUUCAUCAACAUUAAUCACAUUUCCUUAUCUUACAUCUCUCUAUCGACAAUAUGCGCAUGUUGACUAUGUUGAACUAUUUCUCUUGGAAAAUAAUGCUCAUCUACCUCGUUUGUUAAAUCUUCGUAUCGAAUACGAAUCACUCACAACGAUAACAAAUAAUUUUACCAAUAAUGUAACGUAUUUCAAUUUCGAUAGAUUGAGAAGUCUUGACGUAUGUCAAGCAUUUGUUCGUCCAGAAAAUUUUCAUCAAUAUUUUCCUUUGUUAUAA